This is a messenger RNA of Tyto alba (common barn owl), 8878 nucleotides long. RefSeq names its product POU class 2 homeobox 1 (gene POU2F1). The record is from RefSeq and is a predicted model, not a curated record. The transcript is spliced from 18 exons. Gene Ontology annotation, molecular function: RNA polymerase II cis-regulatory region sequence-specific DNA binding; DNA-binding transcription factor activity, RNA polymerase II-specific. Gene Ontology annotation, biological process: regulation of transcription by RNA polymerase II. Lineage: Eukaryota; Metazoa; Chordata; Aves; Strigiformes; Tytonidae. The coding region runs from base 37 to 2349 and encodes 770 amino acids. Gene Ontology annotation, cellular component: nucleus.
UUUAUCGGGCGGCCGAUUUUGGUUAAAAUAUUCAAAAUGGCGGACGGAGGAGCAGCGAGUCAAGAUGAGAGUUCGGCGGCGGCGGUGGCGGCAGCGGCAGACUCAAGAAUGAACAAUCCGUCAGAAACCAGUAAACCAUCCAUGGAGAGUGGGGAUGGGAACACAGGCACGCAAACAAAUGGCCUGGACUUUCAAAAGCAGCCUGUGCCUGUCGGAGGAGCAAUCUCUACAGCCCAGGCCCAGGCCUUCUUUGGGCACCUUCAUCAGGUCCAGCUCGCUGGAACAAGUUUACAGGCUGCUGCUCAGUCCUUAAGUGUACAGUCUAAAUCUAAUGAAGAAUCUGGGGACUCUCAGCAGCCAAGCCAGCCUUCCCAGCAGCCUUCAGUGCAGGCGGCCAUACCCCAGACCCAGCUCAUGCUGGCCGGAGGACAGAUCACUGGGCUCACGUUGACGACAGCCCAGCAACAGUUAUUGCUACAACAGGCGCAGGCACAGUUGCUGGCGGCUGCAGUGCAGCAUUCAGCCAGUCAGCAGCACAGCGCUGCUGGUGCCACCAUCUCGGCCUCUGCUGCAACGCCGAUGACGCAGAUCCCUCUAUCUCAGCCAAUACAGAUUGCACAGGAUUUGCAGCACUUGCAGCAGCUUCAGCAGCAGAAUCUCAACCUGCAACAGUUUGUGUUGGUGCAUCCAACAACCAACUUGCAGCCAGCACAGUUCAUCAUCUCACAAACACCGCAGGGGCAGCAGGGUCUCCUGCAAGCGCAGAAUCUCUUAACGCAACUACCUCAGCAAAGCCAAGCCAACCUCCUGCAGUCUCAGCCAAGCAUCACCCUUGCCUCGCAGCCAGCAACCCCAACACGCACAAUAGCAGCGACCCCCAUUCAGCCACUUCCACAGAGCCAGUCAACACCAAAGCGAAUUGACACUCCCAGCUUGGAGGAGCCCAGUGACCUUGAGGAGCUUGAGCAGUUUGCCAAGACUUUCAAACAAAGACGGAUCAAACUUGGAUUCACUCAGGGUGAUGUUGGGCUCGCUAUGGGCAAACUCUAUGGAAAUGACUUCAGCCAAACUACCAUCUCUCGCUUUGAAGCCUUGAACCUCAGCUUUAAGAACAUGUGCAAGUUAAAGCCACUUCUGGAAAAGUGGCUCAAUGAUGCAGAACACCUUUCAUCUGAUUCGACUCUCUCCAGCCCAAGUGCCCUGAAUUCUCCAGGGCUGGGGGUCGAAGGCUUGAACCGUAGGAGGAAGAAACGCACCAGCAUAGAGACCAACAUACGUGUGGCCUUAGAGAAGAGUUUCCUGGAGUUCGCUGACUACUUUGUGAUUUCGCAUUCCAAGAUACUGAGCCAUAGAUCUAAGCUUGAUAUUCUGCACAUCAAAAAGAAGAAAAAAAGAUUACCCUUUCUGAGGAUGGAUAAAUGGGGUGACAGUCUAAACAUACAUAAUAACCAAAAGCCUACCUCGGAUGAGAUCACCAUGAUAGCUGACCAGCUAAACAUGGAGAAGGAGGUGAUCCGCGUUUGGUUCUGUAACCGGCGCCAGAAGGAGAAAAGGAUCAACCCACCCAGCAGUGGUGGAACCAGCAGCUCGCCCAUCAAAGCAAUUUUCCCUUGCCCAACCUCACUGGUGGCAACCACGCCAAGCCUUGUGACUAGCAGUGCAGCUACAACCCUGACUGUCAACCCUGUGCUCCCUCUGACCAGUCCUGCUGUAACUAGUCUGUCAGUCACAGGCACAACAGAAACCACCUCCAACAACAUGGCAACAGUGAUUUCAACAGCACCUCCGGCUUCUUCAGCAGUGACAUCACCCUCCCUGAGUCCUUCCCCUUCUGCCUCAGCCUCCAUUUCAGAGGCAUCCAGUGCCAGUGAGACCAGCACAACACAGACAACCUCCACUCCCUUGUCCUCCCCUCUUGGGACCAGCCAGGUGAUGGUAACGGCAUCAGGGUUGCAAACAGCAGCAGCAGCCGCGUUACAAGGAGCUGCACAGUUGCCUGCAAAUGCAAGUCUUGCUGCCAUGGCUGCUGCAGCAGGACUAAACCCAGGCUUGAUGGCAUCCUCACAGUUUGCGGCUGGAGGUGCCUUACUCAGCCUCAAUCCAGGGACAUUAGGUGGUGCUCUCAGCCCAGCCCUGAUGAGCAACAGUACACUGGCAACUAUUCAAGCUCUUGCAUCUGGUGGCUCUCUUCCAAUAACAUCACUGGAUGCAACUGGAAACUUGGUGUUUGCCAAUGCUGGAGGAUCGCUUCAUGGAUCGGAGAACUUUCUAACCAAAAAUGUAAAAAACAAAAAAACAAAAAAAAACAAAAAAAAAACCAACAAAAAAAAAAAAAGACAAAAAAAGUGAAAGGACUACUUAUCAUUUCCAGCAGUCACAAUGACAAGUUAAGGUGGGUUAUCAACUCAAACAUAGGAAGGGGAUUUCUUGUUUCUUUUUGGUCUAAAUAUCUUUCUUUUUUAAUUAUCAUUUAUAGGUCUGUUGUACAGGCCAUUAUGUCAUACAAGGUGUUUAUAAUCGUAUCAAUCGUGUUGGGGGUUCCUUUCUUAACUGGUACAAUUUAGGCAGGCCUGUAUUACUGGUGUAUCUCUAUUAUUAUUAUUAUGAUUAUUAUUAUUAUUAUUUUUAUAUAUAUAGUUUGGACGCGUUUGUCUUUUGCUCCUGGAUUAUUUUCAGUGAGCUCCCACACCAUGGGGGGAGGGCGGGAGGGUAGAGAGGAAGAAUGGAGCACAAAUAGACUUUCUGUCCUAAUCUUCUGGGAACGUUCUGAACAAUUUCCUCAUCCUUGAAUUUGUCUACUGGUUACUCAUAGGGGUCAGAAGAAUUUAUCUUCAUCAUUUGUGCAGGAAGCUCAGUGUAGCAGUAGAGAUCAUUGUGUGCAAACUUCCAGGCCGGUCUGUGCUUUUUAAGCAGAGGUGGGAAUUAGUUACCAACUGCAGCUCUCUUCCCAAUUAUUUAGACAAAAUGGCCAAAUUCUGCUCUGAGCUUUGUGUGCAUGGUUCCUUUUUACUUCAGAGAGUGGGAUUUGACCUCCUGAGUCUGGAUUGUGUGACAUACCGAUGGCUCUUCUGUUCUGUUGAUUUGAUUUUGCUGUUAAGGGUAUAUACAAAUAUUUAAAAAAAGUCAAGCUACCCAAGCUAAUUGGCAGUAUGUAAACCAGCAUUUAUAGUCCUAGGUUCCCACCAGGUGAAUUGAUAGAAGAUUCCAGAAGGUCACAUUCUCCCUGUUCACAGCAUUAUUCCUCUUCCAUUGAUUCUGACACUUCCAACGUUGUAUUUAGAAAAACUUUCUAGUAAAAAACGUGUUUCUGACUGCAGAACACAGAAGCCAACAGUAUAAGAACGGAAGUUUCCAUCGUUUAUGCCAACACAGCAGAGCUGACUCUGGGACUUUGCACAUACCUGGGUGAUCUCGUGUGGUCUCUGAGCUGUGAUGCUGGUAGCUAUGUAAAAAUGACAAUAAGCAUCUCUGACCAGAGUGUCGGGGCUUGCCUGCCACUGGAACUAUCUUUUCAAGGUUGAUUCUGAUCCAUGUAGCAAAGGAGAUUUACGUGGAUGAGGAAGAGUAACGAACUGUACAGAAGUUAGAUCUGUAUAUUCUUAAAUAUACAAUCUAGUAUCUGAACCAAAAAAAAAAAAAAAAAGAUUUUUAAAAAGAGAAGACUGGAUCACUGCAAUGCAGUUCACUUUGAACUUUCCAUUCCUGAUGGAUUUAAAGGUUUCUGCCAUAGGUUUAGUGUAUAAAACUAAAUUACUUUUAGCUAGUGAGGGUAUUAGAAGAGUCCCUUUCCCUCCCACCGCCUUUUCUUUUGUCACCGGAGUGUCCUAAAAUAAUGAGCUGAUGCAGCUAUGUUCAUUUUGUUGAUGAUUCAGGGGGAUCCUGGAGCUUCUCAUCCACGAUCCAGAAGGCAGCAACUUUAAACUCUACAUAUGCUUUGGUUUGUGACCUGAGCAUGUGGGAUUUGCGUUUGCACUCAAGUGGCAGAACCCCUUAUCUCUCCCCCCACUGCCGUGUUUUUGCUCUGUUCAUCUCUAACUCUCCACCUUCCUAUUUUACUGAAUAUUUAAACCAAUUAUCCCUAAAAUGUCAAAACUAGUGAACUGCAAGCAGGGAAACUAACAAAUGUCCGUCCACCGUUUCUAAUGUGUUUUUGAUUUUUUUAUGUUUUAUUUUUUUAAAACUAAGCUUGAACCAAAGUCAAUUUCUAGCAAGCUGCUGUACUAAUGGACUAGUUUGUAUAAGUGCAGUUCAGAUGCAGAGAGGCGAUAGAUGCUACUGACAAUUUCUUUUUCAUUUGUCUUUUGUUUUUAUUAAUUUUAUAUAAAAGUUGCUGCUUGUUUUUAAUCUUUUUUUUUUUUUUCUUUUUUUGGUUGGUAAUUUGUGUUAUCCUUGGGGCAGACUCUUAACUUGAUUUUAAUUUGUUUUCUUUUAGUUGAUGUGUAAAUAGAAUGGCAAUGUCAGAGGAUUGUUAAUCCAACAGGUCCCACCCUCAUCCCACCAGUAUGGAUAAAUCUAAGUAUUUUUGAUGUGUCUCUAUGAGUUCAGGCUGGGCAGGAGACUUCUAGGGCUGUGAAUAAUACUGCAGAAAUGGAAAUGGCCCACCAGUAAUAGCUUCAGAGCAGUAAAAGGUAUAGCUGGGUGAGCUUCAGGGAGGUAGGGAAGAAGUAGGAGAGGAGGUGCUGGUACCCACUAUGCUGGUCUGGAGGCCACAGCACGGACUACAGUUUCUACCAAAGGAAUGCAAGUCCCUGGGACUUGUGUUCAGUGAAGUAAGAGAAUGGGGAAAACUGCAGCUAUAACGUUCGUUCCUGACUCUGAAAGUUCCCGCUUACUUACAUGCCUGUGCAAAAAUACGAUUUAUCAGGACGAUUUUUUUGUUAAAGGGUGGGGGAUACUACAGGUCUUUUCUCCGAUGUAUCCUCUGCUCCCUGAGGGGUUUGUGGUGGGGUGGGGGGGCACAGUCCUUGCAUAUAUCUAGGAAACACAAAGAAAGGUGGGCCUUAAAUCAGCGGAAAAUCCUCUCUCCACAGUUCAAAGAGACUGUGCCAUUAGCUGUCUAAAUAAGUUUUCAUGUCCCAUUCUUGCUGGUUUGUGGUUGGGAGAGGGUCUUGUUGAGUACAUAUCUGGAACACUAAUGCAGCUUGGAUGGUUUAUUUAUUAUAAAAAUCUGCUUUUUUUCCUGACUACCUUUGCAUUGGUCACAUGGCUUUGGUGUGAGCACCUUAUACCCCCUUACCCUCCUCCUCUCUACCCCAUCAUCCCCUCUGGGGCCCAGAUUCCAGGGAAUUUCUUAGCAAGUCUUUUUCUAAGAGAAACUGGAAACUCGGAGUAGCUACAUAUCCAGAAAGGGCUUGCUUUUGCUUGCAGAGGCUGACAUAAUACCCAAACAGCACAUACCGCAUGGUGUUCUUCACCAGCGUGCUCUGAUUUGUUGUCCUAAGACAUCCCAGUGACUGACUGUCACUCCUGGGAGCCUGCUUUUUAUCCCUAGCAGUGUUUUGUCUCACAGAUGCUGGCUACCUCCAGUGUUGAGGUGAAAGAGGGAAAUCAGAUUGGCAGUGGCUGUACGUCUGCCCACUUAGAGCACGUACACUCCUUCAGAGCAUGAAAGGAAUAUGAGAUCAUGUACUAGAAUUUAGCAGAAGUUUCUUUUUUAAGUCAUAACCAUGCUGACAGCAGAAAUUGAUGUAUCUGAGAAGAGACAAUAACUGUAUACAGGCCUAGUAAAUAUGAUCAGAAGGAAUUUUGUAGCUUGUUAGAAAAGGAUAAUAGUGUCUUUUUCAGAGCUCCAUGUCUUCGUAUUUAAAGAUGUGUGGGUUGCUUUUCAUAGUUGCUAGCAUGCCAAAGUACAUAUUCAGGAAAACAGGUGAAAACUCUCUCAUUAUAGCCAAGGACAGUUAGCUCAAAAAGCAGGAGAUUUACAGAGACACAAAUACAGAUACACCCUGCAGGUCAAGAACAAUUUAGGAAAUGGCUUCAAGAUGUGGUGGUGUAGGCUGGUACUGAAAUCUGUUCUGAUGUGAAUAAAAUGUAUUCCAGUUUGGCUUUAGCACACUUGAUCUCCCCAGAACACACUCUCUGUACUCACCAUAGAAUGAUUCAUGAACAGCUCACAGAAGGCACGCACAGAUAUGGCUGCUUGCAAGAGUCACACCUGUCUAUUUAAAUCUCUUUAAGAGGAUUUAUUUGUUUCUGAGUUACUGUGCAGUGUGUGUUAGUCUAAGUACAUUGUUAUCAUGUCACUCUGAGAUGGUGUGUAUGUGUGUGCACUCAAAAAAUUGUUGGGGAGAUACCAUGCUUGUUAGGUGCACAAGUACCUGAUUUUUGAGAUUUUUUUUUUUUUCCCAGCUCAUAGGCUAGUGUCACUUCAGUUCACUUUUUUGUCUUUCUUUGGGUAACUUGUGAUGGCACAUCAUUGCUCCGCUACUUCUUAAGAGCCUCCACUUCAAUAAAUAGUUGUCAAAACACGAGUUAAAUUGGAUUCAAAAAGUCACUUUACCAUGAAUUGGAAAGCUGUGCUCGGCUGAACCAACAAGGAGAACAUGCUUGAAAGUUAGUUGGAUCUUCACGCUGCUGUUGUGCAGUAAUUUUGUUUGUGCUAGUGAGCUUAUCUUGUACUAGAAAACUAAUGUGCCAGAGCAUGAGGAGGAAGAAAUUUAUUCUGAUGGCUCGAAUUAUAGACCUUUUAUGACAUCAGAAGCUUCAAGUUUGAAUUUUAUCUUUCAAUGAACAAGCUGGCAAGGAGAUUUUCAGUGGAAACAGUAAAGCUCCUAAUGUAUUUGCAGUUACAGCUUGUGAUUUUUUUACCUUUUAGGUUAAUCAGGGGGAUGUGAACACUGGUUGAAGAAGUUAUCUGCUGAUCUUAACACACAGCAACAAAUGUUCUCUCGUAGUAUGGUGGCUUUUCAUUUGAGCAAGAGCAAUCCAAUUCUUUUAAUUUUACAUACUUUACAGUGAGCAUGAGAUGUAGGCAAAAAAUUAUACUUCUGAUCUUUUGGUAUCUUGAAAAAAUUUCUUUUAAAAAGGAAAAAAAAAAAAAAGUGUAGGAAUAACCAGAGUUACUCAGGGGGCAAUAGGAGAAUGGCUGUUACCAAAACACGUUAGAGAAAAUUCUCAGUGUGCAUCCAUGCCAACAAUUGUGUGAGCAAUAGAAAUUUUUUUUUUUUUCCACUUCUCUUGGAACUAUGACCUCAGACCUUGGUUUGCUCUGAUGUUUAAAUGUCGCCUCUGUAAGCCUUGUGGUGUGCUUUGGCUGAGCACACAUUUCUGCAGUUGAGUUACUGAAGGAGACAGCAGUGUUCACUCCUUAACUUCCUGCACGUUCCUGUAGAGCAACAUUCUUUAAAACAGAAAUUCUCUCUUUCUUUGUUACAAAUGGAGCAGAACACCCCUGUAACUAUACCACAAAUACUAAACCAAAACAGUAUCUAAAUUACCUUAAAUAUCAAUCGAUAUUUUCUUAAAUAAAGAUUCACUUUACAAAAUCAUCUUAGAGAGACAAGGAGCUUCUCAUGGUCAUUUGAGUGUUUUGGGUCAGACAGAAUAGGGCACCUGGUCCAAACUUUCAGUGGUGCUUGGUUUUUGUAGAUCUGUUUAUUGCAAUGUUAACUUUGUUAAGAGUAACUAUUCCCCGUCCCUGUUCUGCCUGACAUGGUUAAAUGAUGUUUAUCCACAGGGCCUGAGCAAACCUGUUGGAUGUACCCCUGACUGUUGCCUAGGGUGGAGUGUUACCAAAGGAGUAAGCUACCCUGCUGCCCCCCACUGGGUUUAUGGUUGUCAGUCCUCACACAGCCAACACAAAUUCCUUUAUAUUUUCACAACCAAUACCUCUUGCUUCUCCCUCCCUUUCCAAAAUACUAUAGCAAUACAGAAUUCAGAAUACAUACUUUGCAGAGGUUCUACCCUUGUCAGACAUUACAUCUCACUCCUGUUGCUGCUCGUGACUCUUUCUCUUCUUUCCAGUAGGGAGACCCCUAAAAUACUUCAGAGAUUUUUGACAGAGGAGGCUUUGUCAUAAAGUUAUUGGCUCACAGUUUGCAAUUUCUUAGAACGUUUAGAUCUUUGACUUUGUGAUCUGAUGGUACCUUGUUCCCUGUAUGUCAGCACAAGUACUUUCAGUGCUUUUGGAAUGAUGAAAAGAAGCAAUUCCUGUACUUGUGUAGCUUCGCAGACAAACAUACAGAGUAAUGCAGGAAGAACUUCUUGAUUUUUUUUUUUUGGUUUGUUUAUCUUCACUGGAUCUGUCUGCCACUUCUCCCAGGACGCUCUUAGUGGGUACAUGCUCUGAGCUUUUAGCCCUGUGGGAUGCUGUUAGAAGGGUGUUAGGAAGUUUGCACUGGAAUUACAGAUAGUUUAAGUGUGGGAGAAGAGAAAAGACGCCUUUUAGUUGAGUAGACAAAUAAGGUCAGCAUGUAGAACGUAUCAGGUACUUCUUUUCCGACCAAAUUCCUAGAACCGAAGCAACUACUGGGCAUUGUCCUGGGGCCACUUUUAGCUCCACCUGCAAUACCCUGCUAAGAACCGUCCAUAACUGGAAUAAACUGGGCCCCCUCCUUCCCUCCCUCCCUCCCUCCCUCCCUCUUUCCCUCUCCCUCCUUGUUCCUUCCCCCGUCUUCCGUCAGCGAAAGGUAGCACCAUACAGCUCUGAGAACAAUACUUGUGGGUAGCAGCUGGCUUCUGGCACCUUCAUAAAAUACCUCAGCAUAGCUUAGCAUUGUCGCAGAACUGGUUUUAAACUGAAAAAAUCAGAAGAGAAAAGCAAACUUUAUAAAUAGUGGAGAUAAUUCUAGCUGUAGAGUUUAGUUGAACUGAUGUUUAUUAUGAUUGAUAAACAUGAUUAUGCUGUAUGUAUUUGAGAUCCUGUUUAUAGGUUACAACU